Molecule: messenger RNA, 2206 nt
Organism: Mugil cephalus (flathead mullet)
Lineage: Eukaryota; Metazoa; Chordata; Actinopteri; Mugiliformes; Mugilidae
Product: transmembrane protein 271-like
Exons: 1
Coding region: 1019-1810 (263 amino acids)
Source: RefSeq, a predicted model, not a curated record
AAGUCAGACAUGUAGUUUUGGAAAGGAUUUUUCCUUGGUUAGCUGUGAGGAGGAGUCCGGUCAGAUGACCUGAGCUGGAUGUUUCAGCACCACGGACAGCGCACAGCCUCCCUCUGCUGUUACUGGUGCCAUGUUUGUGAUUAGGAGACAAAUAGCCCAACACAAGCAGAAAGUACGCAGUGAUGACACAGACACAGCUCACUGUGUGUGUGUGUGUGUGUAGCUCAUACAUUCACGCAUGAGCCUAAUAUCUGCAGGCACUGGUUAAAAUUGGAAUUGGAAUCGGAAUGGAAAUUAAAUUAUCUCAUUGGAGAAAUCGUGAUCCCACCAACAGAACACAGUUUACCAUUUGCACAAAUUAAAUUCCUUCCAGUCGCUGCUGCCAAUGAUUUUACUACGAGGCUGAGGGCUUUACGGCUGCGUAAAGGAAUUAAUGUUGGUGAAAGGCAAAUUAUUUCUGUCCCUGUGGGGAAUUGUUCGUUUGAUCACCAACCAAAUGCCGUCCACCCACCUUUCAGUUUAACACCACACAGCUAUAAAGUCGCUCGGACACAAUUUAAGAGUUUGAAGGCCCGAGGGUCACUGGUCAUUGGUCAGCAUGGACCCUCCCGAAGCAGCCCCCUCCUUCUCUGCCACAAAGACACCACUCAUCAUUCAACCCGGCGACUCGGCGACCAGCAGCAGGCGAGACUCUUCGGGGGGAGGAAAAAAAAACUUUUGGUCAGAGGAGCGCUUCUUAAGUCAUUUAAGCUGCUGCCUGGGCUGAUCAUUGGCUGUGUAUGGAUUAUCGAUAAGUGCAGAGAGGAACGCGCUGUUGCCAUUAAUUAUUUAUAUAUUCCCGUAAAGCUGCGGGGAUGCGAGAGAGACGCAGCAGCGGCGAGGAUCGCCCGCUCUGAACCGGAGGAGUCACGGGCAGAUGAUGUCCCAAUGUGAGAGUGCUUCCAGAGGAAACGAAGGAGAGGACGAAGGAGGAUGAAGAAGGGGGGAGAGGGAUCGAGAGCGGCAGAGGUGGAAUAUAAUGAAGUUGAGUGGGAAAGGACUGUGCACCGUCCUCUCCGGCACCCUCCUCUUCGUGUGCGCCCUGUGCGAAGUUGUCGUUGGAUUAAGAUGCGUCUCGCUGGGAUCUACGGUGAAAGCGCAUUUCCACCUCGGCUCGGCGGCCGGGGCUUUCUACUCCGGGCUACUUGUGGGAAUCGGGCAGGUCCUGCUGGGCUCCGGGCUGCUCUGUUGCAUGGAGAAGCCCGGCUGCAGGAAUUUCUUUCUCCUCGGUGUUGUGGUCUUCUUGUUGGGAGUCCUCACUGCCUUCUCCGGCGCGGUGGUGGACGGGGACACGGCUUCUCUGGUGGAGAGGAAAUAUUCCCAUUACUGCUUCCACUCUUUGGUUGUGAACACUGCCUGCGAGCAGCUGAGGGAUUACCAGCGGACUCUGGUGAUCUCCACUGUUCUCAGCACACUGGAGUGCCUCCUCGGGCUCAUCAACCUGGUGAUCAUCAAAAGGUACAAAGCAGCGCAGUUUUCUAGGAGCAGACAGUGUCAGAGGCAGAGCGCCGGGGCGAUCAUCUUCAGCGAGGAGCGGGACUGCUCCUCGGCGGAUUUCCAGCCGGUGUCUUACAUUAAUUUGGGUGUUUUUAAUGUGUUUGACGAGACAGGUGCCGAGGUGCAGUGCGGGGGACACCCGUCAAUCGAGCUGCCGGGAUACUCGCCCACGGACCCGGAGCUCAAUCAUUGCUUCCCUUUCUCCUACCCGAUCCCCAGUGAGCUGCCACCCGCAUACGAAGACAUUUUCCCCGUUGAGGCAUGCAAUACAUAGCCGCUCCGGAGCAGCCCCGACAAAGAGUCCCUCUGCUUUGACAAUCAGUGACUUUUGUGCUCAAACAACCCCACUCCUAUUCUUCUUCCAGCACCACCAACAAAAAAACAACUAGUAAGUUACACAAGAGGACAAGAGCAGUGGAUUUCAAUUCACCUGACUCCAUUCUGAUAUUUUCUUACAUCUGCUCAGUAGCUUCUAUAGCACAUCACCACUCAGACUCAUGUAGAUUUAAAAAAAAAAAAGCAACAGAUCAAAGUGAUACAGGCCCAGACAGUGCAGCCACAUCGAGGCCCAUAAACGCAACAGCUUGCUCGUAUAACAAAAGCAGAGUUUGUGUUUUGAAUGUUUGCUGUUAACGUUUUUACCUGUGAAUAAAAUGUGUGUUUAACCUCA